Xyrauchen texanus (razorback sucker) is the source of this 2130-nucleotide messenger RNA. RefSeq names its product testis specific, 10 (gene tsga10). Lineage: Eukaryota; Metazoa; Chordata; Actinopteri; Cypriniformes; Catostomidae. Bases 1 to 2130 code for a protein of 709 amino acids. The transcript is spliced from 16 exons. The record is from RefSeq and is a predicted model, not a curated record.
AUGCUGAGGUCUCGUCGCUCUACCAGCCCCAUCAGAGGGGCAUCAACCAACUGGAGUCCCACCAGACACUCACCAGUUAAAGGUGGCACGUAUGACUCAGAGCUGAUGAGGAUUUUACGAGAAAGAGAUGAGUUGCAGAACAUGUUGGAGAAGUAUGAGCGUCACAUCUCAGAGAUCCAAAGCAAUGUUAAAGUUCUCACUGCUGAACGGGACAAAACCAGAAUGCACUAUCAGCAGGCUCAAGAGGAAAUAGCAAAUCUACGGCGAGAGGUGAUGAAGUCAAAGGUGGUGCGAGGGCGCAAGAGCAGUGUGACCGCUCAGAGUGUUCUAAAACGACUGGAAGCUGAACGGGAUGAGGCUACAGCAGACCUCCAUCGCAUGAGUACAGAGAGAGAUAGUCUGAGAGAGAGACUCAAGAUCUCUCAGGAGACGGCCAUCAGUGAGAGAGCUCACCUGGAGCAGAGGGUGGAGGACCUGCAGGCUGCUGUACUCACACUGGAGCAGGAAAGGGGGGAACAGAAGAGCAGGCAAGUUCAGAUGAGGGAGACAAUAAUUGGUCUGGAGGAGGAAGUUCACACACUUGCCAGAAAACUCAAUUCCAGUCAUGAGGAGCUCAGCCACAUGAGGAAUGAGUGCAGUAGCCGCAGACUAACAAAUAAUCAGAUGGAAAGUUCUCUGAGUGAGAAUCAACGGAGACUGACAAGCAGGAUUGGAGAGCUGCAAAACGUUCAGGAGAAAAACAAACUGCUGGAUGAAAAGAAUGAGUCUCUGGCAUGGCAGGUGACUGCUCUGUGUGAAGAUGUAAGCAUUCUGCAGGGGAGAAUCUCAGAGCUGGACCAGCACAGAAACACACUGCAGGUGCAGUUGGAGAAGAAGACUGAUCUGCUCUGUAGAGCAAAUAAUCAACUGGAUGAAAAGGAGAAAACCAUCAGGAGUGUGAAGUUAAGAUCUGAGGAUCUUGAGACAACUCUGAUAGCUCAGAAGGAGACUGUGGUUGGCAGAGAAAGAGAGCUGGAUGUUCUGAGGAGGAAGUUGUCAGACUCUGAAAAGGAGGUGGUCACAGUGAUGAAAGUCAAAGAUAACAUGUUGCAGGAGAAUAUUAUGCUCAGGGACAACCUCGACAGAGCACAUCUAUACAACCAGGCUCUACAGCUCAAGCUGGAUGAAGCUAAUCAGAAAAUAGAAGACUUACAGGGAAAAGUACAAGAUCACAUUGCUAACAUCUCACGCGCUGAAGAUUUACUGUCUGCUAAGGGGUGUGAAUCAAGGGAUUUGCAAGAGUCUCGCAGGAAAGCAUCUCUUCAGGCAGAGAGCUGGGAGAAACAGGCCAAACAGUCUGAAAUAACCAUCACAAAACUCCGUCUUGACCUUCGGAACUCUAACUCAGAGAUACUCCGACUCAAAGAAAGAGCAGACAGCCUAGAGAUCAGCCUACAAGAGGCAUUGAGUGCAGAGCAAAACUGUAAUGGUCAGCUAUCUCAGCUGAACCGAAAGCUCAUUCACUCGGAGGAAGAUUUUCAGCAAGCUCAGACUGAGCACGCACAGGUGCAGACUGACCUAGAAAAAACGAGAAAGCUGUGUAUCAAACUGGAUGCAAGCAAAGAGGCUGUGCAGCAUGAGCUGGAGUCAUGCCAUUCAGAGGUAGAACAGUUGCAGAAGCAGUUGGCCAGUGAACGUCUCUCUGUUAAGAGUCUGGAGAGCCUGCUGAUGUCUGCACGAGAAAAGGAGCUGCAGAGACAACUUACUUCUCGGGAAAGACAGACUGAAAUACAAUUAAUGAAGGACAUACUCAGUAUGGAUGACAACAAAGUAAGUAGUCAGAGUAGGGAAAUGGCUCAGUUGAGGACACGAUCAGCCCAGCUGGAGGCAGAUCUUGAUUCGACCAAGAGACACCUGUCCACUGAGCGCUUUGACAGGGAGCAUGCAGUACAGGAGUUGCACAGGCAGGGUCUCUCAGCUAUAUCUCCUGUCCUUUCCUCCACUAUGCGCUCAUCAUCCCCUUCCCAUCGUCGCUCUCUGAGCCUUCAUAGAUCCUGGUCUCCAGAACACUCUCAUCACAACAUACAUGACCCUCUGCUUCAGUCACACUAUCACGAAAGGAGUCUGACUUUCAGGGAACUUUAUGGCUGA